Molecule: messenger RNA, 282 nt
Organism: Meloidogyne enterolobii
Lineage: Eukaryota; Metazoa; Nematoda; Chromadorea; Rhabditida; Meloidogynidae
Source: the annotation of a GenBank genome assembly
AUGGCCUAUACAGAAAUGGUUGAGAAAAAACGAAGAGCAAAUAUGGCAGCAAUGGUAAAAGCCUAUGCAGUAGCAGGCAUUGCCCCUCAAAAUGGUUUAGUUCAAGAUUCUGGUACGGGUGUAGAUGAUCUUAGAGCGACUUGCUGUACAAUUGCCAUUAGUUUUGUAAAAGGAUUGGGAAUUGGUUAUCCACGUUCAACCAUUAAAGAAACUCCUUGUUGGAUUGAGAUUCAACUCUUUCGCCCUCUUCAAUUACUUAAUGAAUUGCUUUCUUCCAAUUGA